Molecule: messenger RNA, 618 nt
Organism: Metarhizium brunneum ARSEF 3297
Lineage: Eukaryota; Fungi; Ascomycota; Sordariomycetes; Hypocreales; Clavicipitaceae
Molecular function (GO): protein binding
Source: RefSeq, a predicted model, not a curated record
AUGAGACUGCUGCUUGAAAAUCGGCAAGUGACAGACAGGGACAUUGUACGCGCAGAUGGGAGCACAGCCUUGCACUGGGCGAGCCGAAACGGGCAUUGCGAUAUUAUUCCGCUUCGUCUGAGCACAGGACUCGUCGAUGUCAACAUGCCAGACGCAGCUGGGAAGAGAGCGCUUCACUCGGCUGCAGCCAAGGGCCACGUUGGGGUGGUUCACAUCCUCUUGGAUCAAGGGUCCAGGGCAGACUUGGAAAGCACAUGCGGCGAUUACGCCAUCCACGAUGCUUCGGCGAAUGGGCAUGUUGACGUGGUCGAAGCCCUGGCAGGGAAGAUGAGUGACAUUCUGAUAACAGGCAGCAAGGGCACGACUUUGACGCUUGCAGUCGUGAACCAGCACUCUUCUGUGGUCAAGUUCAUCCUCCGUUAUGCGAGAACGCGGGUGAUCCGGGUGAGUCGGCUGAGUCGCCUGCUCUACAAGGCCGUCGAGAAUGGCGACGUGGUAACUCUCGAUAUGCUGCUCCGGCACGCAGACGAAACGAAUCCACCAGAAUCGACGACUUUCCGCUACGGGAGGCUGCUGCGGCCGGUCGCAACGCCGAGCAGAUGCUCAGUUUGCUGCUAG